Molecule: messenger RNA, 561 nt
Organism: Myotis lucifugus (little brown bat)
Lineage: Eukaryota; Metazoa; Chordata; Mammalia; Chiroptera; Vespertilionidae
Product: olfactory receptor 52A5-like
Exons: 1
Coding region: 1-561 (186 amino acids)
Biological process (GO): G protein-coupled receptor signaling pathway
Cellular component (GO): membrane
Molecular function (GO): olfactory receptor activity
Source: RefSeq, a predicted model, not a curated record
AUGUACAUUUUGUCUAGGUUUUUUACCCACCAACUUCUCACUCAGAUUGGGGUUGGGGUGACACUCAGAGGAGCCCUUCUUGUGGCUCCAUGUCUCAUCCUCAUCAAAUGCCGGUUGAAGUAUUACUGGACCACUGUGGUCUCCCAUUCAUACUGUGAGCACAUGGCCAUCGUGAAAUUGGCAGCAGAAGAUACUAGAAUCAACAAGAUCUAUGGUCUGUUUGUGGCUUUCAGUGUACUUGGCUUUGAUAUAAUCUUCAUCACAGUAUCCUACAUUCAAAUAUUUAUAACUGUCUUCAGUCUGCCUCAGAAGGAAGCCAGGCUGAAAGCCUUUAACACCUGCAUUGCUCACAUUUGUGUCUUCCUUGAGUUUUAUCUCCUGGCUUUCUUCUCCUUCUUUACACACAGGUUUGGCUUCCACAUUCCACCUUACAUUCAUAUACUUUUGUCCAACCUUUACCUGCUUGUUCCAACUUUGCUCAAUAUUAUUGUUUAUGGUGUGAAGACCAAACAGAUUCGAAAUCGAGCAUGCAAAAUUUUCCACUCUAAGGAUGCUUCCUGA